Molecule: messenger RNA, 5441 nt
Organism: Notothenia coriiceps (black rockcod)
Lineage: Eukaryota; Metazoa; Chordata; Actinopteri; Perciformes; Nototheniidae
Gene: pitpnm3
Product: PITPNM family member 3
Exons: 18
Coding region: 11-2752 (913 amino acids)
Biological process (GO): phospholipid transport
Cellular component (GO): cytoplasm
Molecular function (GO): phosphatidylinositol transfer activity; phosphatidylcholine binding; phosphatidylcholine intramembrane carrier activity
Source: RefSeq, a predicted model, not a curated record
AGCAGAUGUUAUGGAGGGGAAAAGCGCCAUUCUGCUGGGCAUGAGUCAGUGGAACUCAAAUGACCUGGUGGAGCAGAUCGAAACUAUGGGACACAUGGAGGACCAGUCGCAUGAGGGUCUCUACCAGCUGGGAGGUCCUCGCUGUGCCCCUCAGAGCAGCAUUGAUGGAUUGGAGGAUAUAGAGAGAAAAUGCAAGACGCAUGUGCUGCUGCUAGUGGUGCAUGGGGGGAACAUUUUGGAUACAGCAGGUGGAGACCCGAGCACAAAGUCUGGAGAUGUGGACACCCUGACCUCCGUGCUGGAGAAGGUAACACGGGGACAUUUCCAGGCUGCUGCAGAACACGUGAAGAUAAAGCUGGUGCCAUGUCCCGCUGUCUGCGCCGAGGCCUUCUCCCUGGUGUCCAAUCUCAACCCGUACAGCUAUGAUGAGAGCUGUGUGUCCAGCAGCGUGGACCACCUGCCUCUGGCUGCUCUCCCCCUCCUCGCUAUCGUCUCACCUCGCUACCAGGAUGCCGUGGCAACCGUGAUCGCCAGAGCCAACCAGGUCUACCGCAGUUUCUUGCAGUCAGAGGACGGCCAGGGAUUCACGGGUCAGGUAUGCCUAAUGGGUGACUGUGUGGGAGGUGUGCUGUGCUUCGAUGCUUUGUGCUUUAGCAACCACCAGAGACCUGGAAGCCCCAACAACAGCAGCAAGAACAACAGCACUGAGAGCCUGAAGGAUAAUUCGGGUCUACUGGGAGAGUCUAGCCUGGGUCUGAGUUCUAGCAAGAGGCUCAGUAAGAGCAACAUCGAUAUCUCCGCCCCAAACGAAGGGCACAGCCAGAGCGGGCCGCCACUCAGCCGCAAGCAGAGCGACUCGUAUGACGGAGACACCUCGUCCACAGGCCAGCACAGCUUUUUCUCCAGCCUGAUGAAGGACAGUGUGGAGGUGUGUGGUGGCAGCGGCAGCAGUCUGGUGUUGAAUCCGGGUCGAUUCGACUUUGAGGUGGCAGACUGUUUCCUGCUGGGCUGCCCUUUGGGCCUGGUGCUGGCCAUGAGACGCACCGUGCUGCCUACCGUCCAGGUGAGCCAGCUGCAUCCAGCCUGCUCUCAGAUUUUCAACCUGUUUUACCCUUCGGACCCCUCAGCCUCCAGACUAGAACCGCUGCUGCAGCCUCUCUUCCACAAGCUGCCCCCCUUUGCUGUGCCGCGCUACCAGCGCUACCCUCUAGGAGACGGCCGCUCAAUGCUCAUAGCGGAGAGUAUCCAAAGCAAUCCAAGUGUGUUUUUGGAAGGUGGAAAAACUCCUGGAGGUCCAGUUUCACAGACGUCCUCUGAGACAAAGCCUGAAGGAGGAGUAGAAGAGGGAGGUCGUAGAGCUAGCGUGACCAGUGUGGAAAGUGAAAUGUCGAUUUGCUUCAUGGGCCAGCUGGGAAACACCAUCACUAACAUUUCCAGUAGCUGGUGGGGCUCCAAGAGACUGGAUUAUGCUCUGUACUGCCCGGAUGUGCUGACUGCCUUCCCAACGGUGGCUCUGCCUCACCUUUUUCAUGCCUCCUACUGGGAGUCCACUGACGUAGCAGCCUUUGUUCUUCGGCAGCUCAUGCGAUGUGACUCCUUGAAGACCCAGGAAGCGGACAGUUUGGGCUCCACUUCAUUCUCUCCCUCCAGCCCACGAGAAAAAUGGCUCAGAAGGAGGACACAUGUCAAACUAAGGAACGUCACUGCCAACCACAGGGUGAAUGACGUCAUUGCGACCGAGGAUGGGCCCCAAACGCUGGUUGGCCGCUUCAUGUACGGCCCCUUGGACAUGGUCACUCUGACCGGAGAAAAGGUGGACAUCCUGCUAAUGACACAACCUCAGUCUAGUCGCUGGGUGCACUUUGACACGGACGUCACCAACAGCAGCGGCAGAAUCACAUAUACCGUACCCAAGAGCAAGAAGCUGGGCCUAGGAGUGUAUCCAAUAAAAAUGGUUGUCAAGGGCGAUCAAACGAGUGCAGAAGCCUACCUGACUGUGUUGCCACGGGGCAUGGAGUGUGUGGUCUUUAGCAUCGAUGGCUCUUUUGCUGCUAGUGUGUCAAUCAUGGGCAGUGACCCCAAGGUCCGCCCCGGAGCUGUGGAUGUCGUCAGGCAUUGGCAGGACCUGGGAUAUCUGAUCAUCUACAUCACAGGCCGUCCUGAUAUGCAGAAGCAGCGUGUGGUAUCUUGGCUCUCUCAGCACAAUUUUCCCCAUGGCAUGAUCUUCUUUUCUGAAGGCCUGGUUCAUGAUCCCCUGCGGCAAAAGACCAUCUUCCUCAAGAACCUCGUACAGGAGUGUCACAUUAAGAUCAACUCUGCUUACGGCUCCAUGAAGGACAUCACUGUUUACAACAUGCUUGGCCUCGUUCCCUCACAAAUUUAUAUUGUUGGCAGACCUUCAAAGAAGUACCAAAAUCAGUGCCAGUUCCUGAGCGAGGGCUAUGCAGCGCACCUGUCCACGCUUCAGUUUGGGCACAGAGCCAGACCCAAGAAAUCCCCUUCAGUUCGAAUGGUCCUGAGGAAGGGCUCAUUUGGUCUCUCAGCGAAGCCUGACUUCCUGUGUAAGCGCACCCACCUGCGGAGGACCAUGUCGGUGCAACAGCCAGACCCCCCCUGCACCCCCAACCCCAAGCCUGAGCGUGCUCAGAGCCAGCCGGAGUCAGAUAAGGACCACGGGGGAGGAGGGGGAGGUGGAGGAGGACUUGGCCCAUGGGGACGGCCCUCCAUACAUCGUGGAGACACGACUCCCUGACGUCAAAAAAGAGAGGGUAGACAAGGAGGAGAGCAAAGAGGUCAUAGUUUCCUGGGCCAAGCUCAGCUCACGCUUGGCCCUCUACACUCGGUGGAUUGUCACUCAAUGUUUGUGCGUGAGCAGUUGCCAGGGGACAGCAAGGAUGUUUUGCAAAUGUCUGUGUGGAGCUCAAAAUGUGUCUCAUUGUCAAAUCAAAAUAAUGUACCUCGUAUUCAUUCACACACACACAAGCUUCAGAGGAUGAAAUCUGUGAAGACGGUGAUGACUCUGAACCUGUUGAGACUUUGCAACAGAUUAUGGGAUUGCUGUGCCGACAGGACUUCAUGAUGACUGGCUCCGGUCCUGCACUGAUGUAAAUACUCGACACCUGUUCUCCCUGUGUGGGCCUCUGGACACUGACAUUUAGGUUCAAGCUGCACACCAGCUCUGCGAUUUGGAGCCCUAAAGAUCUGACCUCUGCCUCUAUUUCACUCCCACUGUUAGAUUUCUCCCUCGCGUUGGGGCCGGCUUACUACCCCCUACCGUCCCCUUGACCAGUCUGGCAGAACAGGCAUUUCAACACCCACCUCUGAUCGGGUCUUCAGCCGCUGAGGUCACAUUUGCACUAUUGAAGUGGUUUCUCAAUUUAGCUGUGGUAAUUGCUUCAAAACAAAGAGUUGUAUUUGUAUUUUAUCGUAUUUGUUUUACCUGCAAAUUGUGCACUGUUGGUUAAUAUAACUAAUAGAACAUUUAACUCAGAUAGUUUGUAGGACAGUGUUGGUUUGACCAAAACAUGUUUACAGAUUGAUGGAUGUAAAAAGUGAUCAGAACUUGUUAAUAGCAGUGUAAUAUCAUUAUUAACAACAGUAGUUUAGCUGGUUUGUAAUUGCAAUAGCUUGUGGGACAUUGUACAAUUCGGCCCAUGCCAGUCGAAGUUCAACAAGGAUGGCUCUGCAUCCAUUUACUGCAUCUGCAGUGGAACCAAUAUAUUUGUGAUGAUAUCUGAUGCUUUCUAGUGGGGGUUGAAAUGAGUCUUACUGUGGUCCUGUUAAAAACUCUGUGCAAUUCAAACAUAUUUUUCUAUGAGGAAAUAUUGUAAAUAGAAAUAUUUUCAAUGUAUGUUUUUGAACUUUUUUUUUACUUUACUCUUGAUUUUUUGCCUUAAAUUGUAUUUGAUGUUGUGUAGAGAUUUAAAAUGAUUUAAUGUCUUUGACCAAAGCAUUACAUUUCACUGUUACGUCAUGACAAAGUGCAUUACAUUGAGUUGAUUAUUUACUUCGACAUGUUUUAGACAAGGUCAACAGUACUGUAUGUGUGUGUACGAGUGUCUAGGUAAUUGUUGUAGAGUUGUAUUUACUGUGAACAUAAAGACAGCUACUAUGACACAUACAGCACACGUCUCUGCAGAACCAGAGGACAUAAAGAGGCCAGUGUUAACAUUCCUUUUGUGUUCUUUUCAGGACUGAGCGGGUUUUAUAGAUUUGGUGUGAGAGGAUUACUUAGUCAAGGUUGUUAUACCUGCUAUGAAAGGGGAAAAGGCUUAUGAGUUUUUCAGGUGUAUUUAACUGCAAACCUGCACAGCGAAGUGGAACGUGCCAGCCAGCAGAGAGCUGUCUUGCCUUUUUAUUUCACCGCCUGUACACCAUAGGUGGUCCGGUAAUUAGCUGUUUGAUUACUAAUAGGUAUGUCUAUCUUCCCUUAGUGCCACCCCUGUAAUUUCAGUGCAUUACUUGGUAAUUAUAUAAUAUUAUAGAAACAAUACUGAAAUACUUAACUUUCUCUUGUUUGGGAAUAAGAUUGUUAAUAAUGAAACAUUGUUAUAAAAGCAUCAAUAUGAUCAUUUCCCCUAAUGUUUUCACAAUUGUUAUAGCAACUUCAAAGUCGUUAUAACACAUAUUGAUAUUUUACUGCCAUGACGAUACCAUUGAGGAGUGGGCAGCAUUUUGGUACAACAAUCUUAGCAAAUGGCAAAUGAUAAUCUAAUGGUUAAAUUGAUGAUUGCUCUCUGCAUGUUUAUUAUUGGAUAUUGUUAACUAAUGGCAAUCAAUUGUGAUCUUUGGUAUAAAUGGUCUUUACCAUAAAUCCUACCACCGAAUGUUGAGUAAAUGCACAUCAGUACUUGAAUUAUUGAUAAUAACAUUAAUAACAAUAAUAACAAUUAUAUUGUUAUUUAAUAUUGUGACUUUACCUCUCACCUUUGCCUUACAAAUUCACUUAUUCAGUGGGAAUUAUGGAAAUCAUAUACAUUCCAGUUUCAUCUUAACAAAAUAACCCUAAUAUCAAAGAAAAAAAGAAAAUAUAGUACAAGGUAAAGAAUAUUGUAUUUAUUGAGAGAUUUAACCGUCACACAAUUAUUGUCUUCAAUUAAAUAUAACAAACCUCUAGUACUGAUAGAUGUUUUCAAUUAGUAUUUACCAUUAACUAAUUAACUAUUAGGUAUUGACAUAAUUUGCCAUUUGUUAACUAUAAGUAUAACUUAUAAAGUAGUAUAAACUUUUAUUUGACUAACAUUGGGUUGCAGCCUCUUUAAAAAAAAGUGAUAUAUAUUUUUUGUGGUCUUAUGUUUAGUCUCAAUAGUAUUAGACACUGGCCUUUUGACCAAUGUGUAUUGUUUUGUACAGAUCCCCUGGUGACCAAUAUGUUAUUGUGGUUAUUGGACUAAGUCCAUCUUUAUUGCAUAAAUAAAGAUAUUUCACAGUUGAAUAAUUUA